CAAUCCUGUAAAUAUGUUGAUGUUCUAUUUGAAAACCACGUUGUUUUGUUUGCGUAAAUUGUGCAUAUGGCUUUAAGACGACCAAUCGCCAAUGUUCUUUAAGGGAAAUUCUAGAAGGUUUAGUUUUAAAAAACUGUAGGAAAUUAGAGCGCAACGGUUCUGAUGUGCUUGUGUAGGUGCGGGUUUAGUUUACUUAAGUUUUGUGGAAUCGUUUUUGGUAUUGUGGAAAAGUGAACAUGUUUAAUUUUUAAACCUGGCGAAGUUCAUUGUGGAGUCUACACAAGCAUAAUCAGCCAUAAACUCGAAUUUCUUACGGUGGAAGUCGGAUGCGUACCGUUUGUAUGUGUACCGUGCACAUUGCAAAUGUUAAUACGUGUACAGAAACAUACAGUUCCUGUGAAUCAUGUAUGUCUAUGUCUUAAUUCUAAAGUGGAAUUCUAAUAUUCCUGCCAGUUACAUACAGUAUCAAGUUGUCAAGUUGUAAUCCUGUCUGUGGCAAGAGAAGUUUGUGUCUUCAACUUGAACCAAGACAAGAGUGAAAGCUCAGUUUUCCACUCGGGCAGCAUUUCAUGUAGCACAAACUGAAAACGAACAUGCAAUUUUAAUCCAGUACUUAUUAUACUAUACAUAAAUUCUUUAUAUCGAGAGUGCUACAGUCAUUUACGGAUAUAAUCAGAUAUUUUUCUUAAUCACUACCAGGAUUAACAAAUCUUAUGUCGUUUUCGCGAUGUCUAUUUUAAUCAAGCGCACUCAAACUAAACAUUUUUCUGUUUGGGAUCGCUGAUUUGAACACACGAUGAGUCCAAGAACAUUUGUGAAAUAUUCUGCAGUUUAGCAUGAAAUGCAUCAUACAAAGUACAAAAUGGCUUACCUGUGGAGUGAGAUAAAGACUGCAUUACCCCCAAGCAAGGUGGAGUUUGUACAACAGUUCAAUGAGAAAAUUGACCCCAGUAUCAUCGCCAUGCUACAACAGGCUAAAGAGCUGCUGUAUGGACAAGCAAUGGCAUCUCAACUUUUACAGAUCAGUCAGAUCAUCCUGGACUUCUCCUGGGAGAAACUAAACACAGGUACAUGGAAAGACGUUGAUAAGGAGUGGAGGCGUGUUUACUCUUAUGGCUGCCUCUUCAAAACAGCUGCCUUAUGUCAGAGCAAGCCAACUGAAGAAACUGUGCAGGAAGCUAUAAAAACAUGUGACAUGGGACUGUUGAUGGGAGCAGUCAUCAUGGACAAUUUGCUUCAAAAGCUUGUUGGUAUCCUGCAGAAUAGGGUGAAGAAAAGGAGACUUCACAAUACUGACCAAAAUGACACCCACUGUUUGAAGAAAUUGAAGACAGAAUUAAUUUCUGUUCCAGAAAUUAAUCCAGCACUGGUGCUUCCUAGGUUACACUGUCCAGCGCUGGAGCGUUUCAGAACAGAUUAUCUGAUCCCACAGAAGCCUGUUAUAUUAGAAGGCAUUAUAAACCAUUGGUCUGCAUUCAAGGACCAUCAGUGGAGUCUUGGAUACCUGAGGCAGGUAGCUGGGUGCCGGACUGUGCCAGUUGAAAUUGGAUCUAGAUACACCGAUGAUGAAUGGUCACAGAUUCUGCUCACAGUCAAUGAAUUCAUAGACAACUACAUUCUCCAACCGGAAAGAGGGAAUGGUAUAGGAUACCUAGCCCAGCACCAGCUUUUUGAUCAGGUCCCUGAACUUAAGCAGGACAUCAGUAUCCCUGACUACUGUUGCCUUGGUGAGGGAGACGAAGAUGACAUCACUAUAAAUGCCUGGAUUGGGCCUGUGGGUACUGUCUCUCCAUUACACCAGGAUCCGCUGCAGAACUUCCUGGCCCAGGUGGUUGGAAGAAAAUACAUUCGUUUGUACUCCCCAGAAGACACUGACAAAGUGUAUCCUCACCAGUCUGGGCUGUUACACAACACAAGCCAGGUGGAAGUGGAGAAUCCAGACCUGGAACACUUCCCAAAUUUUGCCAAGGCUCCUUUUCAAGAGUGUGUUCUGCACCCUGGGGAAGUUCUUUUCAUCCCAGCAAAGUACUGGCAUUAUGUGAGAUCUCUUGAUGUCAGCUUCUCUGUCAGUUUUUGGUGGUCCUAACUAAAAAAAUUAAACUGAAGGUUGUAACUCACA
Messenger RNA from Lepisosteus oculatus (spotted gar), 2119 nucleotides. It is a transcript of the gene kdm8, whose product is annotated as lysine (K)-specific demethylase 8. Gene Ontology annotation, molecular function: histone H3K36 demethylase activity. Lineage: Eukaryota; Metazoa; Chordata; Actinopteri; Semionotiformes; Lepisosteidae. The record is from RefSeq and is a predicted model, not a curated record. Gene Ontology annotation, cellular component: nucleus.